This is a messenger RNA of Galeopterus variegatus (Sunda flying lemur), 2066 nucleotides long. It is a transcript of the gene DUSP18, whose product is annotated as dual specificity phosphatase 18. The record is from RefSeq and is a predicted model, not a curated record. Gene Ontology annotation, molecular function: MAP kinase tyrosine/serine/threonine phosphatase activity. NCBI's taxonomy places the organism in Eukaryota, Metazoa, Chordata, Mammalia, Dermoptera, Cynocephalidae. Bases 315 to 881 code for a protein of 188 amino acids. Gene Ontology annotation, biological process: protein dephosphorylation. The transcript is spliced from 3 exons.
CGUAUUGUUGUGAUCGCCCGGUGGGGUAACCGGGUGAGCCGAGGCUGGGAUUUCUCCGAAGAUCAGGCGCGGCCGAUGCUUCCUAUCGACGAGGGACCACUGCUAUGGAAACCAGAGAGUUGAUCCGGCAGGGAUCGUGGCCCCCGGAUCGUGACGGGUCUUCACUCUCCCCGAGACCCUCGCCCGAGGCUUCGUUGCGCGGCUGCUUGCUGAACGAACCCGCCCGCCCUCCUACGGGAAAGAGUUUUCUGUGGACACAGCCUAGCACAAAGGUGCAGCCCUCACACUCGGCUGACUGCUGACCCACCACCUUGAUGACAGCGCCCCCGCCUGCCUUCCCAGUUCAGUUCCGACCGCCCUCGGUCAGCGGCCUCUCACAGAUCACCAGAAGCCUCUAUAUCAGCAAUGGUGUGGCUGCCAACAACAAGCUCUUGCUGUCCAGCCACCAGAUCACCACGGUCAUCAAUGCCUCGGUGGAGGUGGUGAAUACCUUAUACGAGGAUAUCCAGUACGUGCAGGUGCCUGUAGCCGAUGCCCCCGUUUCGCAUCUCUACGACUUUUUUGACCCUAUCUCUGACCACAUCCACAGUGUGGAGAUGAAGCAGGGCCGCACGCUGCUGCACUGUGCUGCUGGUGUGAGCCGCUCGGCCACCCUGUGCCUUGCCUACCUCAUGAAGUACCAUGCCAUGUCCCUGCUAGAUGCCCACACAUGGACCAAGUCAUGCCGGCCCAUUAUCCGGCCCAACAAUGGCUUUUGGGAGCAGCUCAUCCACUAUGAGUUCCAGCUGUUUGGCAAGAACACUGUGCACAUGGUCAGCUCCCCCAUGGGAGUCAUCCCUGACAUCUAUGAGAAGGAGGUCCGUUUGAUGAUUCCACUGUGAGCCAUCCUGCCAGCCCCUACGCUGGGGUUAGAGGUACAGAUCUGUUGUUGGUCUGCACCAAGAUCUGAACUUGGACAUUCUACUUUUGAUGAUACAGAAAAAAACAGAUGAUGCCUUUUAUAAGGGCCAGAAGAAAGAAAGGGUUGCUGCAGCUUUUAAUCUGCUAAUUCAUAUCUUUUUUUUUUUUUUUUUAAAGAUGACCGGAAAGGGGAUCUUAACCCUCGACUUGGUGUUGUCAGCACCACGCUCUCCCAAGUGAGCCAUGGGCCAGCCCCUAAUCCGUAUCUUUAAAGAAUAAAGUCACUAAUUCUAAGAGGGUGAAGAUAACUUUUCUACCCUGUGGGUGGCCAGCCAUGGCUGCUGGCCAGAGGGUAGGGCAGGGCAGGUGGUACCCAGGACAGAGACUAGCACCUAAUGCACUUGGCAGGCCUGGAAUUCUGAAGCCCUCCCCAGGACUGGCUAACCCAGGAAUGAUUCUGCCACAAUCCCAUCUUGUUCUUUCAGACCCAAAGCCAGAGCCUUAAGCAUCAUGGCACCUCCUGUGCUUUUCACAGUAAGUGUCAACCUACUGGAUAAGUGGCUUUCAAGUGCUACUCCAGGAGCCCAGGGGACCCCAGACCAUCCCUGCUUCCACCUUCACCACAGUGGCCCAACUCUGGUUUUCUAGAUUGAACUUGUGCAUAAGAUAGUUUUCAAAGAAAGCAUUCCACUGUAUUAAAUUUUUUUGAGUGCUAUUGUACAUAGCAAGGUCUCAAGAGCCCUCAGCAAUCAUACCCCAAUCUUUGAUGCAAGGUGGCAUUGGUACACUUCUCCAGGGCACAUGAGGAAAGCAGGCCUGACAACAGGCCUCAGGGGUUUUUCUCACAGGCCUUGUCUUGGACUGGGACCCAACCCUGUCACCUUUCCAUGUGAACUGGGGCCUCUGGGAGCCUCAGUGUCUUCAUCUGUCCAAACAGUGACAGCUCUUUUCUCACACAGUUGUCAUGAAGAUUCAAUAAUUCCUCAGCACAGUGCCUGGCACAUGAUGCAUGCUUAGUGUAAAUGGCUACCCUCAUCAUGAAUGAUAGAUUCUUUGGCCCUGCUGGUCCCAGGUCAGCACAGUCAUCCUCACAAGGGCAUUUCCCCCUUCUGUGCACAGCCCUUUAUUGUUUACUAAGUGCUCUUCCAAAAAGUCACCCUGUGUGG